Molecule: messenger RNA, 3505 nt
Organism: Oppia nitens
Lineage: Eukaryota; Metazoa; Arthropoda; Arachnida; Sarcoptiformes; Oppiidae
Gene: Lgr1
Product: probable glycoprotein hormone G-protein coupled receptor
Exons: 14
Coding region: 74-3505 (1143 amino acids)
Biological process (GO): G protein-coupled receptor signaling pathway
Cellular component (GO): membrane
Molecular function (GO): G protein-coupled receptor activity; protein-hormone receptor activity
Source: RefSeq, a predicted model, not a curated record
AAAACAUUUAUCCAAAGAAGUAUUUCUGGGAAAAUUUCAAAAACUUAAAACACUUCGUAUAGUACAGACAGGGAUGGAGUCAAUUAUGUUGAAUUUGAUUGACUUUGACAGAUCCGACAGCAGUAUUGUCGAUAUGAUCGACUUUGACAGCAAUCGUAUCCGAAGUCUGAUCAGACAUUCCAUUAAAGUUAAGGCAGAUAUCGUUAAUAUAGAUCACAAUGCAUUGGAAGUGGUAUAUAAUCAAGCAUUUUAUGGAUCGCGUAUAAGAAAAUUGAGUCUAAAGGGAAACAAGCACCUGGCUAAUUUACAUGACGGUGCUUUCCAGGGUAUACUAGAGUUUCGUGAACUUGACCUAUCGGAGACAUCCAUAAGCAAAUUGCCAACACUGGCUAUGGAUACACUGGAAACCCUGAAACUGCAAAACGUAUUCACAAUGAAAGAGAUACCGUCGAUAGUUAAUUUCAAGCAUAUUAAAAAAGCCUACCUAACCUAUCCGUACCAUUGUUGUGCAUUCAAAUUUCCGGCCACCCAUAAGCCCAAAGAGUUUGCCAAACUGGCCAACCUAUGGGAGUUUAAUAGUAGGAUAUGUCCGCCGACUACAGGCACCGGCAGCUCACAAACACCUAACUCAGUGGUUGCCUUAUAUCGGGCAACAAAACACAAGGCCUGGAUGUUUGCCGACAAAAUAAUCAAAUUGUUUGCCACUGAGGACGACCUACUACUGCAUGGUGGGGGUGGUAUUGGUGGCGGUGAUAGUGAUGGUGAUGAUGAUGACCAUAACAAUCAUCAUCAGCAGCAGCAACCGUAUGACACCAGUGGUAGUGGUGGCGGAGGUGACAAUACAUUUCCCGGCCAAUGGGGUCAACUAAAAAGUCACGGCUCAUGGAGUCCCGAUGGUCGCAAUUUAAGCGUUUUCGGUGAUAUUGUCUACAAUGUGACCACUGGUGGCGGUGGUGGCGGCAGUGGCGGCCAACCAACGUUUGACUAUCAAUCACUACAACAGGACGGACCUACCUAUCCAUCAUCAACCAGUACUACCACAACCACUAGCACUAGUAGUAGUAGUAAUACAUAUGUGAUGAUCACUACUACUAAUGGGCCGACAGUUAGGCCAGGUUUUGGUGAGAUAUUUAAAGUGGAUGACAAUAGUAACAACAACAACAACCAAAAUAACAGGCCAUCAUUCAAUGGUGAAACAGUAACCAUGGAUAAUAUGCCCGGCCAUUUUGUACCAGUGCCCGAUAAUAAUAGGACUAAUCCGCCAAUUCCAGUACUAUGCGGUCCAAUAUAUGUCAACUAUCAUAAGGUCGAGUGUUUUCCGAUGCCCGACGCCUUCAACCCGUGUGAGGACGUUAUGGGCAAUGCCUUCCUCCGGAUAUUGGUAUGGCUUGUAGUGAUUGCAGCCGUUUUGGGCAAUACAGCCGUUAUGAUUGUACUCAUGAGUGGUCGUUUUGGUUUCAAUGUAAGCAAAUUUUUGAUGAUUAAUCUGGCGAUCGCCGACUUAAUGAUGGGCAUCUACCUGUUCAUCAUAGCUGUAGUAGAUUUGCAUACUGUGGGCCAGUAUUUCAAUUAUGCCAUCGACUGGCAACACGGUAUGGGCUGUAAGAUAGCCGGAUUUAUAACUGUAUUUGCCAGCGAACUGUCCAUAUUUACCCUAACGGUUAUAACACUGGAACGUUGGUUUGCCAUAACGUUUGCCAUACAAUUGAAUAAACGAUUGAAACUAGGGUUGGCUGUGAAAGUGAUGAUUGGUGGCUGGCUGUAUGCCAUACUGAUGGCAUCCAUGCCCCUCAUGGGUAUAUCCACAUAUUCAAAGACAUCCAUAUGUUUGCCAAUGGAAAACCGUUAUCCGGGUGGUGUGGCCUAUUUGCUGGCAUUGCUUACAAUCAAUGGACUGGCCUUUGUAUUGAUAUCGGCCUGUUAUGCAAAGAUGUACUGUUCAAUUGUCAGCCAACAGACCAGAGCCACCCUAAACGAUAUGACUAUUGCCAAACGUAUGGCACUGUUGGUGUUCACCGAUUUUGUUUGUUGGGCACCGAUAGCUUUUUUCGGCCUGACAGCCAUUGCCGGCUAUCCGCUGAUAGACGUUACCAAAUCCAAGUUUCUGUUGGUAACGUUUUACCCGUUGAACUCCUGUGCCAAUCCGUUCCUCUAUGCCAUACUGACCAAACAGUAUCGCCGCGAUUUUUUCAUACUGGUCAGCCGCUACGGUUUCUGUACAAAACGGGCCAUGAAAUACAAAAAUGCUUCAUCGCAUGGCGGCGGCGGCGGCGCCGGCCAGAUUCGGGUACAUACUGUCCGCAGUAAUAACGCGGCCCUAACAGCUUCAAUAUUGAGUCAGAUGUCGUGUGAUGGUUGCCAUCAUCAUCAUCAUCAUAACCAUCAGCACAGUCAUCAUCACCCGAAACACCAUUUCAAGUAUGUAUGCAGUAAAGGACACAGACAUCACUUUUGUUGUCCACAACUGCCUACAACCGGCUGCGGUGGUGUUGUUGUCGAUGACCUAUCGUCCAGAAGUGUCCAAAGUAUUGUCUAUCCGGAGCUGUCCGGCGGCGGCUGUGGCGGCGGCGGUAGUAGUGGUUGUCGAUCCAUAACAAACAAUAGCCAUUCAAACGACUCGACCCACGAGAUUGUCCGGAUCAAGAAAAGUAGUAGUAGUGGUGGCGGUAGUGGUGGUAAUCAUUAUAAAAAUAAUGGCAAUUUAACUGAUCCAAGCAAUGGUAAGAAGAAAAAACAAAAGAAAAAACAGAAACAACAACUACAACAACGAAGAAAGCAUUCAUUGGAGUUCAUGUCCUCGGAGGACAACGAUGACGACGAAAGCACCAGCAGUCAGAUGAACCGGAGCACCACUAGCUAUUCGUCGCCCUAUCCGACCCGCAAACACCAGACCAAACUCAAUAGGUUGCCAUCGGUCGAGCAAAAGGAAAUACUGGCCCGUGUUUUACGUGAAAAAGAUACGUCAAAAACGACAACAAAAAACACUACCUCAUCAUCGACGGGCUGUCCUACCAGUACUACUAGCAGCCAACACAACAACAACAACAACAGGAGGUGCAGGUGCUGUGCCCAUGAAAAUCAACGGCAAACCAACAGYAGUCGCCGAUUGCCGGCCAUGUGUUCCGUUUGUAUAUCACGAUCGGCCGACAGUUCAUCAUCGGGUGGUUGCAGUGGUGUCGGUGGUGUCGACAGCAGUAAUAAAUCGGUUGUCGAUUACGAUACAAAUCUGAUGCGUUGGACAACAACUACAACAACGACAACGGCAGCUAAAACACCGAUACAGUCGUCGUCAAAGUGUAGCACCUGUACCCUAAUAGCAGCCGGCGGUGGUAGUAACUGUGCUUCGGCUGUACCGUUGUGUCCAUCGGACAGUUGUGUUUCGGUAACCGGAUGUGGAGGUGGAGGUGGAGGUGGAGGAGCUAUGCAGACAUACAGUUGYUGCGAAAAUCCCAGUUAUAUUAUGAGCAGCCAUUCAAACAGUAACAAUGAGGACACAGAGAUUUAA